This is a messenger RNA of Sebastes umbrosus (honeycomb rockfish), 1109 nucleotides long. RefSeq names its product membrane progestin receptor beta-like. Gene Ontology annotation, biological process: response to steroid hormone. The record is from RefSeq and is a predicted model, not a curated record. Gene Ontology annotation, cellular component: plasma membrane. The transcript has 5 exons. Lineage: Eukaryota; Metazoa; Chordata; Actinopteri; Perciformes; Sebastidae. Gene Ontology annotation, molecular function: nuclear steroid receptor activity; steroid binding. The coding region runs from base 63 to 1109 and encodes 348 amino acids.
GUACCUGUGAGGGUUCCAGCUCCGUCCAGAACAACGAGCCGGACCGAGGAUCCUCUCCCAUCAUGCCUCGGGUGUCGUUCACCGCUCCCUCGCUGUGCCUCGCCUUCCUCCCUCUGCUGCACCGCCUGCUCCCCUCGCUCCCCGCCACCGUGCGAGACGUGGACGUCCCCCCUCUGUUUCGGGAGCGCUUCAUCCUGUCCGGGUACCGGCCCGUGGGCCUGUCGUGGCGCUGCUACGGCCUCAGCCUCUUCCAGGUCCACAACGAGACCCUGAACGUGUGGAGCCACCUGCUGGCCGCCGUCUGCGUGGCGCUGAGGUUCACGGCGUUCGCCGGUCCUGAAGGUCAGGGCUUCUCUGUGGACGUCUCCUCGCUGCCUCUGGUCCUCUACGUUCUCUCAGCUGUCACCUACCUGAGCUGCAGCGCAGCGGCUCACCUGUUGCAGUCCCACUCGGAGCGCUCUCACUACUCCCUGUUCUUCCUCGACUACGUGGGCGUGGCCGUCUACCAGUACGGCAGCGCUCUGGCUCUGUGCCUGUACAGCUCCGACGCCGCCUGGACGCAAAGCAUGCUGGGACAGGUCUUCCUCCCGGCCGCCGCCCUCCUCGCCUGGUUCUCCUGCGCCGCCUGCUGUUACGCUAAGCUCCGUUUCCGGCGUCCGUACCCGCUCCGCAGGAAGCUCUGCCAGGUGGUGCCGAUGGGCGCGGCCUACCUGCUGGACAUCAGCCCCGUCGCUCACCGUCUCGCCACCUCGCCUCGCUGGACGAGCAGCUCUGGGCUGCAGCUGCACUUCCUGCAGGUGGUGCUGUUCCUGCUGUCAGCCUUCUUCUUCUCCUGCCCCGUCCCCGAGCGCUUCUCCCCGGGCCGCUACGACAUCGUCGGCCAUGGCCACCAGCUCUUCCACGUCCUGCUGUCCCUCUGCACGCUGGCCCAGCAGGAGGCGCUGUUCCGGGACUUUCUAUGGCGGCGGCCAGCGCUGGUCAGGACAUACGGAGAGGAGCGCCUCCUGCUGGCGUGCGCCUCCUUCCCCUGCCUGACGCUCUGCUGCGCCAUGACGGCGCUCGCCAUGAGGAGGCGAGCUCGAGCUCAUCUGAUGAGAGAGCAGAGAUAG